This is a messenger RNA of Cyprinodon variegatus (sheepshead minnow), 1860 nucleotides long. RefSeq names its product E3 ubiquitin-protein ligase Rnf220-like. The transcript has 4 exons. The record is from RefSeq and is a predicted model, not a curated record. Gene Ontology annotation, biological process: protein ubiquitination. Gene Ontology annotation, molecular function: ubiquitin protein ligase activity. NCBI's taxonomy places the organism in Eukaryota, Metazoa, Chordata, Actinopteri, Cyprinodontiformes, Cyprinodontidae. The coding region runs from base 929 to 1585 and encodes 218 amino acids.
CUCUGCGAUCCUGCGCUCUCUCUCGCCGGCUCCGCCGCUCCUUCCUCACUGAUUGUCCCUCUCGGUGCGCGAUAGUGCCACUGAUACCCACUUUACAGCGUGUCUGUGGAAAGUCAGCCUCUCUCUCUAAGUCUGUGCGUCCCUUGCUCACCCUUGUCCUCCUCUCUGGUUGCGCUGUGGCAAACUAACAAACAGAGGAGGUGUUAACUACUUUUUUUUUUGUUGCUUUUCCUUUUACGCGCCCUCCCGUUAUCUCCCGGUUGCUGCCGCGCAUUCGCGAAAAAGGGCCGGUGCCGCACUGAUGAUACUACUCCGCAGAAAAGUUUUCGGUUGUUGUGAGGAUAAAAAAGAAAGAAGAAAAAGCCGGAAACCAAGCAGCCGUCUGCAAUAGAAGCGGAUUCUCGCCACGGAGAGGGAGUCUCUCCUUAGAUGUUGGAUGGUAGUCUGCAAACCUUUGAAGCUCAACUAGAGCGUCUCACUGCACUACUUGAUUCUGCGUGAGAUGCUGACUGACUGAAAAUGAGGAGCAAGAUUUGAUGACCCAUAGAUUUCCUUACUCCUUUGACCAUUUGGCUUCGACAUCAGAUCCAGCACUCAUAAGCAAGAAAAGCUUUUACCUGCUCUUACCCUGGAAGACAACACCUAUCUUUAUUAUAAGAAAAAAAACAGUCCAGAUAUCCUUAGGGGCAACAACCUAAAUGAUCUGAACUGAAUCAUUCUUAGGUGAAGUUGGUUCUUGACAUAUUGUAUGACUGGACGUUCUUGAGACCCCUUCUCCAAAGAAAAAAACACUGCAGUCACCAUCUUAGGUUUCCUGCAUGUCCUCAGACCCUUUCCAAGGGCCUUGAGUGUCGUCUUCAGUUUCUCUGAGGAGGAUUCCUUUCCUCCUCCUCCUAAAAUUUUUAAGACAUCCUUUGACCGCCCAAACAUGGACCUCCACCGGGCAGCCUUCAAGAUGGAGAGCUCCUCCUAUCUCCCAAAUCCUCUUGCCUCUCCGGCCCUCAUGGUGUUGGCCUCCACGGCUGAAGCAUCCCGUGAUGCUUCAAUUCCAUGCCAGCAGCCUCGUCCAUUUGGUGUCCCUGUUUCUGUUGAAAAGGAUGUCCAUUUGCCGUUUAAUAAUGGCUCGUACACCUUUGCGUCAAUGUAUCACCGCCAAGGUGCAGUUCCACCAGGAUUUCCCAACAGGGACUUUCCUCCUUCUCUCCUCCACCUUCAUCAUCAGUUUGCCCCACCCAACUUGGACUGCUCGCCCAUCAGCAUGCUGAACCACAGCGGUGUAGGCGCCUUUAGGCCUUUUGCCUCACCUCCGGAAGAUCGAGAUGGGGCACCAGGGGGUUAUCAGUCGGCUUUCACUCCAGCCAAGCGCCUCAAAGGCUGCCUGGAUGCAGAAGCUUCGCCUCACCUGCGUUACUCUGAUGCUGAAGGGAAAGAGUAUGACUUUGGUGGCACCCAGAUCCCUCCUGGAGGCUCACCCAGCAGCGCCUUGAAAGCAGUCGAGGACAGCGGGAAAAAGAUCUUUGCUGUGUCAGGCCUCCUGUCAGACCGAGAGACUUCCUCCAGCCCAGAAGACCGCAUUGAACGCUAGCUUCCUAAUCAGGUCAGCGCCAUCCUGCCUGCAGACCACCCCGUCCCCUGGCUGGCCCCACAUGUUGUGACUCCUGACAACUUCUCCAAUUUGCUCUGCUGUGUGAAGAGGCUGGGAGCACAUUGAUAUCUUCCCACCUACACACAAGCUCAGGAGCAAUCUUUUCCUUUCUCAGGAACACACACAUACCCAAGCACCCUCCCACACUACAGUCAUCAAUAUUCUCCCAUUUAUAAAUGAUCUGGCCCUGAGAUAGAGUUUCAGACCUGCUGGGU